GUGAUAAUUAUGUAAUCUUUGCUACCAGCGGUCACUUGCAAGAAUUGAAGAAAUCAGGAGUGUAUAAUUUAGGAGUAAACUUAGAAAGUUUUGAGCCUACUUACGAAGUGAUUCCGGGAAAAGAAAACCUUAUUACUACCGACCCAGAUCGCGAAGGUGAAGCCAUUGCUCAAGAAGUAGUUUUAUUGUUGGAAUUAAGCCCAGAACAAUAUCACCGCUUACUUUUUUACGAAAUAACUCCUCGCAAUAUUAAUGAAGCAUUAAGCAAACCAUUGGAAGUCAAUAGUAAUUUAGUAGAAGCGCAAGUUUCUCGACAAGUACUAGACAGAAUGAUUGGAUUUUGCCUUAGUACGAUUCUCCGAAAAAAAUUACAGGCAGUGUCAGCCGGAAGAGUUCAGUCGGUAGUUCUAAAGUUGAUUGUUGAACGAGAAUUUUUAAUAAAAAGUUAUGAAAAGAAAAAAGUUUAUAUUAUAUGCGGAACCUGCCAAGUAAAAGAAAAAAAAGCGAUACUUAAGCAAAUAAAUGACUCCGGAGAACUGAUUAUUUAUAAAAAUAAAAAUGAGGCUGAGGAAGUUAAAAAUAAACUUGGUACAAUUUUCCAAUUAGUAAAUAAAAAAGAAGAACAAAAAUUCAUUUUUCCUAAACAACCUCUGAUUACUUCUUUAUUGCUUUUUGAAGCCAAGUCACAAUUAGGAUUUUCAAAAAAAGAGAAAAAAAGUAAUGUCCAAGAUGCUCAUGAAUCUAUUCAUCCUACUUACUUGGAAUAUCACCCUGAAGAGAUUAAAAUUUCCUUAACUGAAGAGGAAUAUCAAUUAUAUAGAUUAAUAUUUAACCAUACCUUAGCUAGUUUAAUGAGCCCGGCCAAAGUCAACAAAAUUACUUAUACUUUUUCGAAUAAUAAUUAUCUUUUUGCCACUAGUGAAAGAAUUUGCCAAUUUGCGGGCUUUCUUAUUUGCUCGUUGGAAAUUUAUUUGUCGACUUAUAAUGUGAAAUUAAAAAGUGAAUUAGUCAACUUUUCCCAAUUAGAAGCUAAGAAAAUUGAAGUUCAAGAGUAUACUGAGAACAAACCGGUGCGCUAUAAUGAAGGAAGCAUUGUCCAAGAACUAGAAAAAUUAGGCAUUGGCCGUCCUUCUACUUACAAUACUUUCGGGCGUAUUUUAUUGAAAAGAAACUAUGCCGAGCAAGAUAAAAAAGGACAUUUUAUCCCUACUGAAUUAGGAAUUUCAGUUAAUAAAUGGUUGCAGGAAAAAUUUGGCUCAUUAAUCAAUGAAAAUUACACCGCUGCUUUAGAAAGUGAACUAGAUAAAAUUAGUCAAGGAAAUAAUGAUUAUUAUCACUUUAUUAAGAACUUUUGGGAGAACUUUUCUCUUUCCUUAAAAAAGUUGCCCCAACUAGUUAAUUUAGCUAGUGAAAACAAAUUAAAAUACUUAGCCAUUGCUGACUAUUAUCCUUACGAAAUUGUUAAGUUUUUUAAACAAUGUAAAGAAAAAGAAAUUAAACCAAUUUGGGGAAUUAAAGUUUUUUUUCGCGAAAAGUCAGAAGAGAAAAAAUACUCAGCUACUAUUUAUCCGAAAAAUAAUAAAGGUUAUAAAGAAGUAAUGCAGAAACUUUUUGCCCCCGACUCACCAGUUGAUCGAACUUUUUCACUUGAUUUCCUCCUUUCUUCAUUAACUUUACGGAAAGACAAAGAAGAAAAAUAUCAAAAGACUCUAGAAAAGGAAUUGAAAAUUAUCGAAAAGUUUAACUAUGUUGAUUACCUCUUAAUAUUUAGCGAUGCCGUCAACCAUUUAAAAAAGAAAAAUAUUAUUGUCGGUCCCGGACGCGGAAGUGCGGCUUCUUCCUUGAUUACUUACUUACUGGGAAUAACCAGCAUUGAUCCUUUACAGCAUAACCUAUUCUUUGAACGGUUCUUAAACGAGAAAAGGAAGACUUUGCCUGAUAUUGACUUAGAUGUUGAAGAUCAAGAAGAAAUAUUUAACUACCUGCAACAAAAAUACCCCAAAAAACAAAAGUUGCCAAAAUUUUUCGGCAUCGAAAAUUUGUAUUACGAUACUAGUAUUCAUCCCGCAGGAGUUAUUAUUUCUGAACAAUCAUUAGUGGGCAACAUUCCGCUAAAAUUAGAGAAAAAUUUCUUGUUAGCCCUCUUUGAAGAAGAAAGUUUUAGCCAAUUAGGAUUUAAAAAAUACGACUUCUUAAGUUUAAAAGAAACCUUGAAAUUAUUAAAUAACUUCCUCAUAACUGGUAUUUUUCAACUAGAUACUUCUUCCUCGAGAAUCUUGUUUAAUAAAUUCCGUCCUCAAAACUUUGCUGAAUUAAUCCUUUUUCUCGCUUUAAACCGUCCUGGAACGAAAAAAAAAGUCGAAGAAAUAUCUCAAAAAAAGCUAGCCAAGUCCAAUUCUAUCUUUACCUCUUCAGCCAUCAAAGCAAUACUAUCCGAAACUUAUGACUCUAUUAUAUUUGAAGAACAGAUGAGCCAAAUUUUUUCCCUAGUUUAUGACUGUUCCUUUGCUGACGCGGAAAUCAAAAGAAGAGAACUAAAAGAAAAAGGUCUAGAAAAAGAUUUUCUCAGCAAAGCGGGGGGGAAAAUGUCCUCUUAUGAGAGUAAAUUAAUCUACCAUCAAAUUACUGCUACCGUUGGUUACACCUUUAAUAAAUCUCAUGCGGUUGCUUAUGGUUAUCUGACUUACUAUUUGGCUUAUUUAAAAGCUAACUUUUUUUCUGAACUAAUCGUUUAUCUUCUUAAUAAAGGAAAAGAAAAAUCUCUAUCUUACUUACAAGAAGCAUUUUUUUACAAUUUUCAAAUUAAGGCUCCAGAUAUUAAUUAUUCCGAACUAAACUGA
Messenger RNA from Funneliformis geosporum, 2840 nucleotides. The record is from the annotation of a GenBank genome assembly. NCBI's taxonomy places the organism in Eukaryota, Fungi, Glomeromycota, Glomeromycetes, Glomerales, Glomeraceae.